This is a messenger RNA of Carlito syrichta (Philippine tarsier), 1942 nucleotides long. RefSeq names its product DDB1 and CUL4 associated factor 17 (gene DCAF17). Gene Ontology annotation, biological process: protein ubiquitination. The coding region runs from base 131 to 1693 and encodes 520 amino acids. Gene Ontology annotation, cellular component: Cul4-RING E3 ubiquitin ligase complex. The record is from RefSeq and is a predicted model, not a curated record. NCBI's taxonomy places the organism in Eukaryota, Metazoa, Chordata, Mammalia, Primates, Tarsiidae. The transcript is spliced from 14 exons.
AGUGUCCAGCCCGGUGUCAGCCCUUCCGGGGCCGCAUCAGGAAAGUUGGGGCCACGAGGUUCGGAGCUAGCGGCUGCUGGAGGCGCGCCCCACUGCGGCCCAGCCGACCCAGCGCUGGGUCCGCGCUUCCAUGGGCCCGACCCGGAAGCCCAACGUGUGCCGCCGGCUGAGCCGCCGGGCGCUAGGCUGCUUCUCGCGCGACGCAGGCGUGGUGCAGAGGACGAACCUGGGUAUCCUGCGGGCGCUGGUGUGCCAGGAAAGUACUAAAUUUAAGAAUGUUUGGACAACUCAUUCCAAGUCACCUAUAGCCUAUGAGAGAGGAAAGAUAUAUUUUGACAAUUAUCGGCGUUGUGUCAGCAGUGUUGCAUCAGAACCAAGAAAACUUUAUGAAAUGCCAAAAUGUUCCAAAUCAGAAAAAAUAGAAGAUGCUUUAUUAUGGGAAUGUCCAGUGGGGGAAAUACUUGCCAAUUCAUCAGAUUACAAGUCCUCACUAAUAGCACUGACUGCUCACAAUUGGCUGCUUCGUAUAUCAGCAACUACAGGAAAAAUUCUUGAGAAAAUAUAUCUUGCUUCUUAUUGCAAAUUCAGAUACUUGAGCUGGGAUACUCCUCAAGAAAUCAUUGCAGUCAAGUCAGCUCAGAACAAAGGCUCAGCAGUGGCCCGGCAGGCAGGCAUUCAACAACCUGUUUUGCUGUACCUUGCAGUGUUUCGAGUUCUACCUUUUUCACUUGUAGGGAUUCUAGAAAUCAACAAAAAGAUUUUCGGGAACAUUACAGAUGCUACCUUGUCUCAUGGCAUACUGAUUGUGAUGUACAGCUCAGGACUGGUCAGACUCUAUAGCUUCCAGGCCAUCACUGAACAGUUCAUGCAACAGAAACUUGACUUAGGGUGUGCAUGCAGAUGGGGUGGGACUACUGGAACUGUAGGAGAGGCUCCUUUUGGCAUUCCUUGUAAUAUUAAAAUCACAGACAUGCCGCCACUGCUCUUUGAGGUGUCAUCCCUGGAAAAUGCUUUUCAGAUUGGAGGCCAUCCUUGGCACUACAUCAUUACACCUAAUAAGAAGAAACAGAAAGGUGUAUUCCAUAUUUGUGCCCUAAAAGACAACUCCCUGGCAAAAAAUGGAAUUCAAGAAAUGGAGUGUUGUUCUCUAGAAUCUGACUGGAUCUAUUUCCAUCCUGAUGCUUCUGGUAGAAUAAUACACGUUGGCCCAAAUCAAGUCAAAGUUUUGAAGCUAAAUGAAAUAGAAAAUAAUAGUUCUCAGCAUCAGAUCUCUGAAGAUUUUGUCAUUUUGGCCAACAGGGACAAGAACAAAAAUGAAAACUUAUUCACUGUUACAGCUUCUGGACGGGUGGUAAAAAAAAGUUUUAACCUUCUGGAUGAUGACCCAGAACAAGAGACUUUUAAAAUUGUGGACUAUGAAGAUGAGUUGGAUUUGCUUUCUGUGGUAGCUGUUACUCAAAUAGAUGCUGAAGGAAAAGCUCACCUGGAUUUCCACUGUAAUGAAUAUGGAACUUUACUUAAAAGCAUUCCCCUAGUGGAGUCGUGGGAUGUGACAUAUAGCCAUGAAGUCUACUUUGACCGAGACUUAGUACUACACAUAGAACAGAAACCCAACAGGGUCUUCAGCUGCUAUGUUUACCAGAUGGUUUGUGACACUGGGGAAGAGGAAGAAACCAUCAACAGAGGUUCUUAAAAAGAGUGAGAUAACUGGACCUUAAGAGACUUUUAGCCAAACAACCCAGUGGCUGUGUCCAGCCCUCCUUUUUAUUAUCUGCAUGGCAUAUUCUCUAGUAUUUUCCAGAAAAGAUGUUAUGUUGACUUCAGAUGACUGUGGCUUCUUUUUUAAACUCUAGCUGUUAUGUAAAGGUCUUUUAGAAUGCUGUCCCAAGAAGUCUCGUGUUUUGAAGCACUGAGCUAGGUGGUGGUGUAAAUAUAAAAUGCU